AUGUCGACGCCCGUCCUUUUCUGUCUGUUUGCCAGUGAACAGGUCCUGGGGGUGACACACAGCUCCGGUCUCGGGGACCCUGGGCCUGUGAGGUGGCCCCUGGCGCUGUGCCUGCUCCUGGCCUGGAUCGUCAUCUUCCUCUGCACAUUGAAGGGGAUCCGCAGUUCGGGAAAGGUUGUGUACUUCACAGCUACCUUCCCGUACUUGGUCAUCCUGGUGCUGAUCAUCCGAGGGGCAACGCUGGAGGGCUCCAUUGACGGCGUCCGCUUCUACCUCUCCACAGACUGGAGUCGGCUGGGCAGUGCUCAGGUCUGGAAUGACGCUGCCUCCCAGAUCUUCUACUCCUUGGGCAUCGGCUUCGGAGGACUCCUCUCCAUGGCUUCCUACAACAAAUUCGACAACAACGUCAUCAGGUGGGUGCCUCAGGUGAGCUGGCCUGGCCUUUUAUGGGGGCCCUUGCAGUAA
This is a messenger RNA of Sceloporus undulatus (fence lizard), 465 nucleotides long. Its product is annotated as sodium-dependent proline transporter-like. Gene Ontology annotation, cellular component: membrane. Gene Ontology annotation, biological process: sodium ion transmembrane transport. Gene Ontology annotation, molecular function: L-proline transmembrane transporter activity. Lineage: Eukaryota; Metazoa; Chordata; Lepidosauria; Squamata; Phrynosomatidae. The transcript has 3 exons. The coding region runs from base 1 to 465 and encodes 154 amino acids. The record is from RefSeq and is a predicted model, not a curated record.